Molecule: messenger RNA, 3362 nt
Organism: Manihot esculenta (cassava)
Lineage: Eukaryota; Viridiplantae; Streptophyta; Magnoliopsida; Malpighiales; Euphorbiaceae
Product: alpha-glucosidase 2
Exons: 23
Coding region: 51-3188 (1045 amino acids)
Biological process (GO): carbohydrate metabolic process
Molecular function (GO): hydrolase activity, hydrolyzing O-glycosyl compounds; carbohydrate binding
Source: RefSeq, a predicted model, not a curated record
ACAAACAAAAAGAAAUUCGCAGAAUAAAGUAGUGUGCAUUAGCUACGCCAAUGGAACAAGCAUUACGUGGACCAACACUGCAAAUUAUUAGCUCAUUUCAGGAUAAGCUUCCUCCUCUUCACACUCUCUUCACUCACCUACCACUUUCGCGGUUUCGAUCAUCCAGAAAGAAGAGGCUCAUACUCAGCGCCAAGUUCGCUUUGGAGUCUGAAAUGGCUGGUCAAGAAGGGAAGACAGUUCCUUCUGAUGUCAAAUCAGGGAAUAUGAUUUUUGUGCCUAUCCUGGACGAUGGAAUUUUUCGAUUUGAUUGUUCCGGAGAUGAUAGACUUGCUGCAUAUCCCAGUCUUUCAUUCUUCAAUUCUAAGGAUAGGGACACACCAAUCACACGUCAUUCUGUUCCUUCAUAUAUCCCUACUUUUGAAUGUGCUUUAGGACAGCAGAUUGUCAAACUUGAGCUUCCCAGUGGUACCUCCUUUUAUGGAACUGGAGAAGUUAGUGGACCACUUGAGCGUACAGGGAAGAGAGUUUUCACAUGGAACACGGAUGCAUGGGGUUAUGGUCCUGGAACUACAUCCUUGUAUCAAUCACAUCCUUGGGUGCUAGCUGUUACUCCAAAUGGAGAGGCACUGGGGGUUCUUGCAGACACCACACUGCGUUGUGAGAUUGAUCUGAGGAAGGAAUCAAUAAUUCAAUUCACUGCUUCAGCCCCAUAUCCUGUCAUUACAUUUGGUCCAUUUGCUUCUCCUAAUGGUGUCCUGAAAUCUUUAUCUCGUGCAAUUGGAACUGUUUUUAUGCCCCCAAAGUGGUCCUUAGGUUAUCAACAAUGCCGAUGGAGCUAUGAUUCUGAUACAAGGGUUCGUGAGGUUGCAAGAACAUUUAGGAAGAAGGGUAUUCCUUGUGAUGUCAUAUGGAUGGACAUUGAUUACAUGGAUGGUUUUCGCUGUUUCACAUUUGAUCAGGAACGUUUUCCAGAUCCACAAUCUUUGGUCAAAGAUCUCCAUGAUAUAGGUUUUAAUGCAGUUUGGAUGCUUGACCCUGGAAUCAAAUGUGAAGAAGGUUAUUUUGUGUAUGAUAGUGGAUCUAAAAUUGAUGUUUGGAUUCAAACAGCAGAGGGAAGGCCAUUUAUCGGGGAAGUGUGGCCUGGGCCUUGUGUUUUCCCAGACUUCACACAAUCAAAAGUUCGCUCUUGGUGGGCUAGUCUAGUUAAAGCUUUCAGUUCUAAUGGAGUUGAUGGUAUAUGGAAUGAUAUGAAUGAGCCAGCUGUUUUCAAGACGGUAACAAAGACAAUGUCUGAAAGAAAUAUUCAUCGAGGAGAUGAUGAACUUGGAGGUUAUCAGGAGCACUCAUACUAUCACAAUGUAUAUGGCAUGCUGAUGGCAAGAUCAACAUUCGAAGGCAUGAAAUUAGCUAAUGAAAAUAAGCGUCCUUUUGUUCUUACUAGAGCUGGAUUUAUUGGCAGUCAAAAGUAUGCUGCAACCUGGACAGGAGAUAACCUUUCAAACUGGGAGCAUCUUCACAUGUCUAUCCCCAUGGUACUUCAAUUGGGACUUAGUGGCCAGCCACUUUCAGGACCUGAUAUUGGCGGAUUUGCAGGAAAUGCAACACCCAAGCUUUUUGGAAGGUGGAUGGGCAUUGGUGCAAUGUUUCCUUUUUGCCGUGGGCAUUCUGAAACGGGCACUUUUGACCAUGAGCCAUGGUCUUUUGGAGAAGAGUGUGAGGAAGUAUGUCGUUUGGCAUUGAAGAGACGUUAUCGCCUUAUUCCACACUUGUAUACUUUGUUCUAUGCUGCUCAUACUACGGGUACACCAGUGGCAACUCCUACUUUCUUUGCUGAUCUGAAAAAUCCUAGCUUAAGGACACUUGAAAAUUCCUUCUUGUUGGGUUCGCUUCUGGUUUAUGCAAGCACGAUUGCUGAUCAGGGAACAAACAAAUUGCAGCAUGACUUGCCUAAAGGAAUCUGGUUGAGAUUUGAUUUUCAUGAUUCACAUCCGGAUUUGCCAACCUUAUACUUACAAGGUGGAUCAAUAAUACCUUUGGGUCCCCCUCAUCAGCAUGUUGGUGAAGCUAAUUUGUCAGAUGACCUAACCCUGGUUGUAGCUUUAGAUGAAUAUGGGAAAGCUAAAGGUGUACUCUUUGAAGAUGAUGGUGAUGGAUAUGAAUUCACUAAGGGUGGAUAUCUGCUCACACAUUAUGUUGCUGAACUUCAUUCUUCUGUUGUUACUAUUAGAGUUUCUGAAACAGAGGGGUCUUGGAACAGGCCCAAAAGACGUCUGCAUGUACAAUUAUUGCUUGGUGGAGGUGCAAUGGUUGAUUCAUGGGGCAUGGAUGGAGAUAUUGUGCAAAUUAUGAUGCCUUCAGAACAUAAUGUUUCUGAGCUGGUAUCAACAAGUGAAAAACAAUACAGGACCCGUUUAGAAAGUUCCAAGUGUAUCCCAGACUUUGAAGAGGUUUCAGGACCAAAGGGAGCAGAACUUUCUAGAAUCCCAAUUGAAAUGAAAACCGAUGAUUGGAUUGUUAAAAUAGUCCCCUGGAUUGGUGGUAGAAUUAUUUCCAUGGAGCACCUUCCUUCAGCAACACAGUGGCUUCAUAGCAGGAUUGAGAUUAAUGGAUAUGAAGAAUAUAGCGGCACUGAGUACCGGUCUGCAGGAUGCUCUGAGGAAUACAAGGUCAUUGAGCGGGAUCUGGAGCAUGCAGGAGAGGAUGAAUGUCUUAUAUUAGAAGGUGAUAUUGGUGGAGGAUUGGUUAUUCAACGGCAGAUUUUUAUCCAGAAAGGUGAUCCAGAGAUUCUCCAUAUCGUUUCUAGCAUUGUAGCCCAGAAAGUUGCAGUUGGUUCAGGUGGAUUUUCAAGGCUGGUUUGCUUGAGAAUACAUCCAACCUUUACCCUUUUACAUCCCAUGGAGACUUUUGUUUCAUUCACUUCCAUUGAUGGAUCAAAGCAUGAAAUUCGACCUGAAUAUGGGGAUCAAUUUUAUGAAGGGAAUCUGCUGCCAAAUGGAGAAUGGAUGCUUGUUGAUAAAUGUGUUGGUGUGGGGCUAGUGAACCGAUUUAAUGUGAAAGAGGUGUUCAAGUGUUACAUCCACUGGGGAACUGGGACUGUUAACCUGGAGCUGUGGUCUGAAGAGAGGCCUGUUUCAAGGCAAUCUCCUCUCAGGAUUUCCCACGAGUAUGAAGUUAAAGCAACCUCUUAGUUGCUUGGUAUUGUCAUUUGUACUAGGAAAAAUCCCAAUAAGCUGGAUGCUAUAAUGCACUGUAACUUGGAAUUUUAUUAUGCAACCUUGAAUUGAUAAACACUUUUCCUUGUGGAACCUUUGGGGUAUUACUCAAAAAAAUAUGGCAUUGGCUGCUGCUCGAUUUCUAACUUA